Messenger RNA from Solea senegalensis (Senegalese sole), 2991 nucleotides. RefSeq names its product SH2 domain containing 3Cb (gene sh2d3cb). The transcript is spliced from 12 exons. Bases 96 to 2747 code for a protein of 883 amino acids. Gene Ontology annotation, biological process: positive regulation of peptidyl-serine phosphorylation; small GTPase-mediated signal transduction. The record is from RefSeq and is a predicted model, not a curated record. Gene Ontology annotation, molecular function: guanyl-nucleotide exchange factor activity; phosphotyrosine residue binding. Lineage: Eukaryota; Metazoa; Chordata; Actinopteri; Pleuronectiformes; Soleidae.
AGGAAGCAGAUUCACAGAUUAUUUGAGCAUGUGGUUUAUUGUCACAGUAGGGACCAGCGAAAGACAGACUUUUACAUGUUAAAUAUCAGGAAACAAUGGACAAACGAAGGCUGAAUCUCAAGUGGUUUGGGAGCCUCACCAAUCUCUCGGUCCGCCGCUCGCCAUCCAAGACCAGCACCAAAACAGCCCAGGAGCAUGAUGGGAGCCGUGAUGGGAGGAGCCAGGGUGGAGCCACAUCAGCAGCAGUGGUUGACCAGUCGGUGGACGACAUGGAGCCUCGCCUGCACAGACCCAGCUACGCCUGCUCCAGUGACAUGUACACACAUGUGGGCACUGUGCCCCGCAGUGAGAAGAAGAGCUGCAGGAGGCUGAAAGAAAAGAAGAAGAGCAGGAAGGAGGAGGGUGAGGGGGUGAAGGAUGGGCAGAGCCAGUGGAAGGCGAUGGAACGUGUCCAAGACUCCCCCCUGCUCAGUGCUCUGUCCAGCCUCAGUCUCACCACUGUGGACCAACAUCAGUCUAUGUCUGCACCAGUCACUCCAACACCCAGACGGGCUUCACCUUUGAACUCGUCUCCUGAAAGCCGCUCUGGUCAUUCUUCAAGAGACCACGCUCCGUCCAUCAGCAGACAUGCUCUAGAGAUUGGUAGAUGUGUGAAAAACCCAGCAAACAUGGCAGCUCAUAGUCCCAACAUGGUUCCACAGGACGUUUAUGUGUCAAUGGAUCCAAUCACCAAUGAAACUCACAACCAUCUGGACGACAAAGACGACAAAGACGAGAGACGGCGACUUCUCACAAGUAAGCAGGAAACAAAAAAUCCUCCACGGGAUGCAGAGGAUGUUGACAGAGCACAUGAUCUCACAGGCAGAGGUGGAGAGUAUGUGAAGUUCUCGAAAGGUAAAUUGCGGUUGGAGCCACCAUCAGAGGAGCAGAGGAAGCAGCUGGAGGAGGAGCUGAAGCUGAGUGGCACAAACCUGAGAAGCCAUGCCUGGUACCACGGACACAUUCCCUGGGAGGUGUCAGAGAGCCUGCUGGUGAACCAAGGCGACUUCCUCAUCAGAGACUCUCAGUCCAGUCAGGGUGACUUUGUCCUCACAUGUCACUGGGAACAGAGCAUGCGUCACUUCCUCAUCAGGACGACAGCAGUUCAGUCCAGCGAGACCUUCACCCGGAUCCAGUACAGCUUAGAGGGUGAGGCCUUCGACACGUUACCGGCCCUCGUCCACUUCUACGUGGGCAGGAAGACGCCCGUGAGCCGGUGCAGUGGCGUUCAUAUUCAACAACCGGUGAACAGGAUGCUGCCACUCAGAGAUCUGGAGACAGCCUUUGGCACAGCUGCCAGUCCACAGUCCUGCCAGCGAGGGCUGAGUAAUGACUGCACAGGUGGAGGAGAAAAGGUGGAGCAGAGGCUCCGCCCAUGGAGUCCGUCCUCUCUCCACCACAGGGAGACAGACAAAAACCAAGUGCAGGAUGAGCAGACUCAGUUGGCUCCUGAAGAAUCCAUCCCAUCAUCUCUAAACAGCAUCAACACCUCACAGUCCAUUAGGCUGUGCAGGAGCCAGACGGGCAGCGCGGUGGGCAGCACGGCAGGCAGCACGGCCCCAUUUCCAUCCCUCUCCAGGUGCCCACAUAUCGUCCAACCCACAUGCUCUUCGAACAGCACCCUCCCCAUGUUCCUUCCACACCUGAACCAGACCCCCACCUCUGAUCCAGAGGGAAGCUGCUACACUGAGCUGUACCUCGGCCCACAGACUUAUGUGGAGAGGCUGCGGGAUGAGAAAGGCUCAGGAAACGUGCACUUCUCACCUGUGGUGGAGGCAGUUUCUUCUUUUGGUCCGAGCAGGUACAAGUCCCAGCUGAUACCUAAGGAGAAUAAACCACUGGAGGUGGGCAUUCUGCGAAGGGUUAAGGAUCUUCUAGCUGAAAUUGACCCCAGGGCGGCGGCCAAACAUAUCACCAAGGCUGACUGCAUGGUGGCCAGAAUUCUGGAGGUGACACCAGAGGUGCAAAGGAUGAUGGGAGUCAGCUCUGGGAUGGAGCUGCUCACUUUGCCACAUGGUCAUCAGCUGCGACAAGACCUGCUGGAGAGGUUUCACACCAUGGCGAUCAUGUUGGCCGUAGAUGUGUUGGGCUGCACAGGGACGAACGAGGAGCGAGCUGGUCUGCUUCAUAAAAUCAUCCAAAUCGCCGCUGAACUCAAGAACACCAUGGGGAACAUGUUCGGCUUCGCAGCAGUCAUGAGGGCCUUACAGCUGCCACAGGUGUCCCGUCUGGAGCAGACGUGGGUGGCACUACGGCAGAGACACACAGAGGGCGCUGUUCUCUACGAGAAGACUCUGAGGCCAUUUAUGAAGAGCCUGAAUGACGGCAGAGAAAGCUGCCCCUUGUCAAACGUCACCUUCCCCCAUGUCCUCCCGCUCCUGUCUCUGCUGGAGAAGACAGUGGCAGUGGGUGAUGGCACGGAGCAUUGGGAAGUGGCAGAAGCCAGCAUGGACGCGGUCAUGUUCCACUUGGGAGCAGCGAGGACUAUUGCACAGCUGGGUGGCAUCUACCGCUCUAAUGCUGAGAACAAACUUCAAGGUUUCCAGGAGCAGGCGGAGGUUCAGGAGAUCUUCCUCACCGACUUCCAGUUGAGGUUGCUUUGGGGAAGUCGGGGAGCUACGGAGAACCAGGCUCUGCGAUACGCCAAGUUUGACCAGGUGCUGACCGCCCUGUCCAACAAACUGGAGGCCCCUGUCAGACCACACUGACCCCAGAGCUGAGUAGACUGUCAUAUUCUCUCUGUCACUACCCUGUCCUACAAAAGGUCCUACAGUGUUCUACGGUGUCCUACAGUGUCUUGCAUCCUUGACGGGAAAAGGGAUUUUUUUUUUUUUAAAUAAAAUAAUAAUAAAUAUUUAAAGGGAUAAGUAAGGUUUUGUGUGGUUGUAUAAAGUAAUGACUCAUAAUCACAGGAAAAACUGAUUAUUUUAUUUAUUUAUUCUAUUAUUAUUA